This is a messenger RNA of Trematosphaeria pertusa, 798 nucleotides long. RefSeq lists its product as uncharacterized. Bases 1 to 798 code for a protein of 265 amino acids. NCBI's taxonomy places the organism in Eukaryota, Fungi, Ascomycota, Dothideomycetes, Pleosporales, Trematosphaeriaceae. The record is from RefSeq and is a predicted model, not a curated record. The transcript is spliced from 2 exons.
AUGGCUCGCAAGAAAUCAUCACCUGAGGACAAUGGCAGCUCAUCCGCGCCCAGUGUUGCGGCGCAGUCCGCUCAGAACCAAUUGCAGAGCUUGGCAGAAAAGAGGGAUGCGGUCAACGAAGAAGCCCUGGCGCUCGAGCGCCGCCGCCGCGCUCUCUGCAAGCAGAGCCGGGGAAUCGAACACCGCAUGCGUCUAGCUAUUCUCCGGAACUUCAUUAGCGAAUGCCGAGAGCUCGCCGGGAAAGUUCAUGCUUUGCUCCCGCUGGAGCUUAGAGACCGGGUCUAUGAGUAUGCUUGGGAAGGAUACGAUGCCUCUCGCCCUUGGCGCGGCCCCAAACGGUCCUACUGGACGCCCUGGGUGCUUCCGGAAUUUGUUGGACACGGGGUCGCCAAAGAAGCAGCAGUGGUCUACUACCGUGUCAAGCCCCAUGCUCUACCCUUCAGUAUGCCCGGCGGAGUAGAGACCUUUCUCACUGUCGACCGCUUCCACCUUGGCCUCAACCCGGGAGAUCAUAUUCGACACCUCGAGAUCAGGAUUCUCGCACACUACAAUUACGCUAUGCUUAAGACCAACAUGGAAGCCUUGCGGCAGCUGCGGCUAAUGAACGGGUUCCGGCUCCGCAUCACUUUGGAGGGCCGUGUCACGGAGCACUUACCGAAGGUGUUGCGGGCGCUCGUGCCAAUGUGUCAAGAGCUGAAAGAGGCGGGUGCGAAUGUGCAAGUCUGGGAGGCUCAGUAUGCGUUGGAGAGGAAGCGGCUUCUGGAUCUUCCGGACCUGCUUAACUCGAUGGAGGGAUGA